UUCACCCAGGACAAAGUGCAGAGUUGUGUCUCUCGCUUCACAUAUGCGACUCUGGCUGUAAACAUACACUCGCUUCCCUGAAAUGGAAACUGGGCGGAGAUCUCGUUCCUGAAGCUCGAAAUUGAAAGUAUAAAAAGCAUUAUAGAAGGCUUGAUGCUUUUUGUAGCUUGAUGGUUAACAUUAUCACAGGUUUGUAAACCGUGUAAGGCUUAUCAAUAUCGUAACCUAUGUGGGCUGUACAUGGACCAAUGAGAUUGCGCGCAUGUCGGCCGCUUCCUCAACUGUUCAUCGAGUGUGUGCCACGGACACCACCAUUUUUGAUCAAUGCUCAGGAGCCUCGGGACUGUCAGGAUCCUCGGGACUGUCAGGAUCCUCGGGACUGUCAGGAUCCUCGGGACUGUCAGGAUCCUCGGGACUGUCAGGAGCCUCGGGACUGUCAGGAGCCUCAGGACCCAGAUGAUUCACAAAGAAUCAAACAGAACAGAAAAAGGAUGAUCAUUACAGGAGCAGCAGCAACCGUGGGAGCAACUGCAGCAGUGUUGGGGGCACCAGUAGCCCUGGGAGUGGCAGGUUUGACUACUGCUGGCGUUGCUGCUGGAGCAACUGCAGGGGGCGCCGCAAUAGGAACGGGUACAAUUGCUGCAGCAGCAACAGUGGGAGCAGUUGCGGCAGUGGCAAUGGCACCAGUUGUCCUAGGAGCGAUAGGAUUCACUGCUGGUGGGAUUGCUACUGGAUCAUAUGCAGCAAGCAUGAUGUCUGCAGCGGCCGUGGUAAAUGGAGGUGGGGUAGCAGCAGGGGGUCUUGUUGCUGUUCUACAGUCAGCAGGUGCUGCAGGGCUUUCAGGAGCGGCUACAGCGGCGGUGGGAGGUGCUGGAGCUGCGAUUAGUGGAGCCUUGGGAUGGGGGGCCGCAGGAGCAGGGUUCUCAGGAGCGGCAGCAGCUACUACAGCAGCUACGGCAGGUGCUGCAGGGCUCUCUGCAACGGCUACAGCAGCCGCGGGAGGUGUUGGAGCAGCAGUUGGGGGAACAGCAGGAUGGCUGGCCUCAAGGACAAGGACACCUGAAAAGGAGGAAGGAAAAGAUACAGGAGCAGCUACAGCAGCUGCUGCAGGAGGUCUUCCUCUAGGUGCCUCAGGAGAGGCUACAAAGGCUGUGGGAGGUGUUAGAGCAGUAGAGUUUGGAGCGUAUGAAGGGGAGGGAGGAGUCGAGGAGAGAGAGCUUUCAGGAACGACUACAGCAGCUGCAGAAGGGCUUUCAGGAGAGGCUACAGCAGCUGUGGGUCGUGUUAAAACAGCAGUUGGUGGAGCGGCGGGAUGGCUGUUCUCAAGAAUCAGGACGUCUAAAAAGGAGGGAGGAAAGUAAAGAGGGAGGAUGAGAAGAGGGCCCUUUACAUAAAAACUGUUGAUGUUAUGAAUGUUUUUUUUUGUUGCUCCUUAAUUAUUUGUUAUUUUUAUAUUUUUCUCAUUGGAAGGUUGCAAGUUCAAACCCCCGAGCUGACAAGGUACACAUCUGUCGUUCUGCCCCUGAACAGGCAGUUAAACCACUGUUCCUAGGCCGUCAUUGAAAAUAAGAAUUUGUUCUUAACUGACUUGCCUAGUUAAAAUAAAGCUAAAAAUAUAAUUUUUAUUUCAGAUUUUUGAGUUUAUUUUAGCAAAUAUUUUCUCGCUAAAAAAACAUGAGCAGGUGCAGAGUAAUAGUUUGUGUGGAGGUGCUGACUAAUGACGAAUAAACUAUCAAAAUAAAGUUGCACUCCAUGUAUAAACCCCCAGCAAUUUAAUGGGUAUUUACCAACAUUUCGGCAUCACUGUGCCUUCCUCAGGGUCUGAGUUUACAGUAAAUAUUUUCUCAACGCUGUUUUUUCUUGGUUAAAAACUUAGAUUUCUUUUUUAAGGGCUUGUAAGUAAACAUUUUACUGUAAGGUCUACCCACACCUGUUGUAUUUGGUGCAUGUGACAAAUAACACUUGAUUUGAUUUUGAUUUGAAUGAUUUCAUAAUGGUGUUAUGAGUGCAUAUGUAAACCCCCUUUUGGUGUUGCCAAAACACAUACUGGUAUAUACCCACUCAACAUGUAUUGCAAACAGAUGCAUGCACAUCCACUCAGAGGAACAAUUAUGCAUGUGACAAAAUAAUUAACAAACAUACUUUCAAAAUAGAGGUCUAUUGUAUAAUGGAAACAUGUUUUUUUAGUUGUCACCAUACCCAGCCCUUUGACACACCAAACACAGAACAGGUGUGUAAUGUGCUUUGCAGGUGUGGUUCCCUUGCACAUGCUGAAGAAAUGUAAUUCAACCACUGCAAACCCUCAUACUUCCUGGCGAACAAAUUUUCCGGUGGAGUUUCAUUCAAAUAAGUUUUCAGUACAUUUAUUUCUAAAGACAUCCCUUUAAAUUUGCUGAAAAGCAAGUUGAUUUUUCUCAACAGACUCACUAGAAUAUAUGGAGAGAAUGUUCAGAAUUUUAGAGAUCAAUGAAAGAAAGUAAUUUAAAUACACACAUAUUCGUCUCACUUCAGCACUAAUUAAAAAAUACUCUGAUCUUGUAUAUUAUUUCGGGUUCGGAAAGAAUUUAUGAAUAAAAAAACAGGUUUGAAAAGCCUUUACUUAGAGAAUUAUAUUGGUGAAUCAAAAAUACGGUGGUUUGAUUCAUCCUGAAAGUUGACAUAUUCAAUUGGUCAGUCCAUUAAAUAUUGGAAGGUGAGAAAAGUGUACAACAGGGGUUGAACAAGGAGUCCUAUAAAUCUACCCUAAUAAUCGUCACUAAUUACAGAUGACAACAGUCCAGUAGUUGUGAACCGUGCGCCAGACUCCAGGUUUAUACUGCUAGGUAUGGUCUGCGUUCCAUAAAGAUUCAAAUAGGCUACAUGCCCUUAAUUAUUGCACAACAUGUAAUACGUCAGCAUAAUAUGAUCCACUAUUGCUAGCAAUACUAAGGAACAACCACACAAACGUGACAGAGGAAAGAUUUAACAAUGGAAUUAUGAGUGGCACCUUUAGGCCUAGAUUUCCGGGGCUUUUUGUUCCAGAAAGAAAUUGUUUUUCUGACUGAACCACAUAUCUUUUGGACGGAAGCUGAACUUUACAAUAUUAUAUUUAACCCCGUUUAAAAUGAGCAAUGUUGAGGUGGUAGAACUGACCAAAUGAAAUGAAUCGUAGACUUAUUAUAACCUAUUCCAUUCUACAGAUUAACAUGCUUGGCUCAUGUCUGUUAUUUCCAUAUAGACUAUGUAACUAUUUGUUAAAAAAAUAAAAGUGAAUUUAUUUCA
This is a messenger RNA of Oncorhynchus nerka (sockeye salmon), 3261 nucleotides long. RefSeq lists its product as uncharacterized. Gene Ontology annotation, cellular component: mitochondrion; membrane. Lineage: Eukaryota; Metazoa; Chordata; Actinopteri; Salmoniformes; Salmonidae. Gene Ontology annotation, biological process: apoptotic signaling pathway. The coding region runs from base 228 to 1361 and encodes 377 amino acids. The transcript is spliced from 10 exons. The record is from RefSeq and is a predicted model, not a curated record.